This is a messenger RNA of Talaromyces atroroseus, 627 nucleotides long. RefSeq names its product Altered inheritance of mitochondria protein 24, mitochondrial. Bases 1 to 627 code for a protein of 208 amino acids. Gene Ontology annotation, biological process: inner mitochondrial membrane organization. The transcript has 2 exons. The record is from RefSeq and is a predicted model, not a curated record. Lineage: Eukaryota; Fungi; Ascomycota; Eurotiomycetes; Eurotiales; Trichocomaceae. Gene Ontology annotation, cellular component: mitochondrial inner membrane.
AUGACAGGCAACGAAAAAUCGCAACUAAUCAAUCUAAUCAGCAAUAUCGUUGCAUACACAAUUUCUUCCACGCCGCCUCAACCAUACCGUUUCAGAUCAACGUCAUUGCGCUUCCAAAUACCAGGCCUCCAAAUUCCUGAACUACUCUUGAAAUCACGCUAUGUCCGUGAUUUGACCGCUUCCGACACCUGGAAAGCGUCGAUGAAGAUAAUUCACAACGUCCGCACGUGGGCGCGAAGGACGAUUUGGGGCGACAGACUCUUCCUCCAAUUCCAAGGCCCUGCAACACUUCUCGUUCAGUCCCGCGCAACGCGUGUGCGAGAUAUUCUGAGCGACAAGGAAAUCAACGAGAUAGCCGACGCGCCUGCCGGAGCCACAUUCAAUGCUAUCAACCAGCGUCAAGAUAGAUUCGGUACUACCGAAGAGCAGGAAAGCAAGAACUACCAACGCGCCGCCCAAGAAGCUGUCUCAGAAGCUCCCGUACCGUCGCGAACAGUCGAGGAGCUGACACAAGAAAUAAAAGGAAUCAGCCAGACCAUUGCCACCGUCCGCGAUGGCAAGGCUGAAUUUGAGAAAGUUGGCGGAGGUGGUGGUGUACAACAGUCAAGUGAUGCUAAGAAACAAUAA